CGCGUGCGGCGCGAACUUCGGCGCAAGCGCCAAGGCUCGGGCAGUUGGCCGGCACGCCGCUGCGCGUGUUUCAACUACAAGGGAGGACGCUGGGGUUGUGGCUUUCAAUUAACACCGCAGGCAUCAGGAAACACAUCUGUUGGUGCUCAGAUGGAACACCGUGCUGGCCAUCCUAACAGAAAAGCCAAAGAGGAAGGUGAUGCUGUGCCUCUCUGUCGCGCCAGACCCUCCCCCAGCUUUAUUAACCUUCAAGCAAGUUCCUCACCAGCUACUUUCCUGAACAUCCAGACAACAAAACUGCACUCAGGAGCUGGCCACAGGCCUCAGGAAUGCCUAGGACUCCUGGAAUGUAUGUACGCCAACCUCCUGCUCCAGACCCAGCUCGCCCAGAAACAGAUGGCCAUUCUGGAACAUUUACAAGCAUCCAUGACAGGACUGGGUCCUGCGAGGGAAAGCAAGGACUCUUCACUCCCAGCCUGAUCUCGUGGGCUGCUGCGCCUCAGCUGCCCCGGCUCAGUCAAUGAAGCGUGGAACCAAGUUACUGUGUAUGUUCCUUCCCUCGUUCUUCCUGGUUACCCUCGGGGGAACCUGGGCGUGGAUAUCCGACAUAGGGUUGGUUAG
This is a messenger RNA of Hipposideros armiger (great roundleaf bat), 621 nucleotides long. RefSeq names its product TSSK6 activating cochaperone (gene TSACC). Gene Ontology annotation, cellular component: cytoplasm. NCBI's taxonomy places the organism in Eukaryota, Metazoa, Chordata, Mammalia, Chiroptera, Hipposideridae. The record is from RefSeq and is a predicted model, not a curated record. The transcript has 4 exons. Gene Ontology annotation, molecular function: protein-folding chaperone binding.